This is a messenger RNA of Funneliformis geosporum, 628 nucleotides long. The record is from the annotation of a GenBank genome assembly. Lineage: Eukaryota; Fungi; Glomeromycota; Glomeromycetes; Glomerales; Glomeraceae.
AUGUCCAAACACACCGAAGAACAAAUACAGGAGCCCAUUAAUGAACGGGUUCAAGAAGUGCUUGAUAAAGUUACAAAAACAAGACAUAAUAAAUCCGAUGAGAUAGAUGACGACGAGUUAUUUGAACAAUUAGAGAGCGAUGAUCUUGCAUUGGCGAAUUUUCGUGAACAAAGAAUGGAACAAUUAAAGCAAGAAAUGACAAAGUUACAAGAAAUGCGUCAAAAUGAUCAUGGAUCAUAUGUAGAAAUUGCGAAUGAAAAGGAAAUGCUUAACAUAUCAACAAAUACUAAUUUGUGUGUAGUCCAUUUUUUUCAUAAGGAAUUUCGAAGAUGUCAAAUAAUGGAUAAACAUCUUUCGGUAAUCGCGCAUCGACACUUCAAAACAAAAUUUGUUAAAAUUAAUGUAGAAAAUGCUCCUUUCUUGGUGGAAAAACUUAAAAUUCAAGUAUUACCUUGCAUUAUCGCAUUCGUAGAUGGAAUUUCUGUUGAUCGGAUCGUUGGAUUCGAUGACCUUGGCAACAACGAUAAUUUUACCACUGCAAUUCUGGAAUUUCGCUUAUCUCAAAGUAGUGUGAUUACGAAAUUGGAACCUCCGAAGAAGGAAGAGCCUAAGUCUAUAUUCGGAUUUG